UUUGAGAAAGAUCCACAUAGUUCGAUUCAGAGAAUGCAAGCCCAAGAUCCUUUGCAGGAGGUUGAUAUUGGAGAUGGCUCUGUUAAGAGGCCAACUUACAUUAGUGUCAAUAUAGACCCAACCCUAAAAGAAAAAAUGGUCGAGUUGCUUAAGAAAUAUAGGGACUGCUUUGCAUGGGACUAUAACGAAAUGCCUGGGUUAAGCAGAAAUCUUGUGGAGCAUAGGCUACCCCUUCGACCAGAUAAGAAACCUGUAAAGCAGCUUCCAAGGAGGUUUGCACCGGAAAUCAUGACAAAGAUCAAAGCAGAAAUUGAAAGGUUGCUCAAAUGCAAGUUCAUUCGAACAACCAGGAGAUUUCCUUGGCUUUGUUGUGCAUAAGAAGGGCAUAGAAAUUAACCAAAAUAAGACAAAGACUAUCAUGGAGACAGAACCUCCAGGAAUGAAGAAACAGCUUCAAUCUUUGCUAGGAAAGGUCAAUUUCUUGAGAAGGUUUAUAUCAAACCUAAGUGGCAGAGCUCACCCUUUUUCUCCACUGCUGAGGCUCAAGAAAGGUGAUGUAUUUGAAUGGGGAACGGAACAAC
This is a messenger RNA of Trifolium pratense (red clover), 581 nucleotides long. RefSeq lists its product as uncharacterized. The transcript is spliced from 2 exons. The record is from RefSeq and is a predicted model, not a curated record. The coding region runs from base 34 to 378 and encodes 114 amino acids. Lineage: Eukaryota; Viridiplantae; Streptophyta; Magnoliopsida; Fabales; Fabaceae.